AUAUAUAUAAUAUAGGAUUGAGAAAGCAAUCACGUUUUAAAUUAUUUAUGUCAGAGGCAAGAGUGUUUGACGAUAGGGGACAAAAUUUAUUUUUAGGCCCCUCCCCCCCAAUAAAAUAUCAUCAAACCCAUUUAGUCAACCCAACUAUUGUUGUGGCACCCAGUGACAUAUGUCCCCCUCUAUCCACCCUUAGCUACAUCUCUGUUUCUGGUCCUUGUAUGGGGGCCAUCCAUAAGCAAUGUCACGCAUCUAACGGGUGUCUAAUUCGUGUUACAAUUAUGUGACUUAGGAAGGGGGAAUAAGCCCAAACUGUGUGAUGUCACUUGUAGAUGGCUCUAUAUGGUGCUUGUGGCUUUGUCAGUUGGAAUGUACUCAAACGAAAGUAUACUGGUAAUACUGUCCAAGAAUCAGGAUGUUAUAUUAGAGCUAUUCUUUAACUUCAAAUGCAUAUUACAGGUAUAUACACUGAGAAUAAACAGUAGCCUAAUUCUGAAUAUGUAGGCUUAUUAUAUAUAUAUAAAUAUGAAAGUCCUGAGAGACAGAGACGUAGCCUUAAACAAAUCCAGUGGUCAAACCACAUGAAACCACAUGUAGAGGCAGAGGAAGGAUUGCCAGCCACAAAAAUGAAAAAAGGAGGCCUAUUCAUAUUAACAAGUAGGACAUUUUAUUUGGAAGGAGAUUUCAAAGUUAAACUAAAUUUAAGAUACAUAUGUGUAUUCCGAAAUAAAUAACUACAACAUUAAAAUAAGGCUAUAGAUACCUUUGAAACUUAGGCAUUUAAACUUAUUUCUCAGAGCUAUUUUUGACAAAAGUUAUUCAUUUCUUAAUAAGCAACUAUAAAAAUUUGAGCAAGUCAUAUUCUUGAAAUUAUCAUUUUCACUGACUCCUCAUCAAGUCUAUUCCGCGACUUGGUCCAUUGAGACUUUAUAAGUGAAAAAACGCUCUCCACAUGAGCAUUAUGAUCAGGAACGCAAAAAUAAAAUUCACACAUUUAUUCGGAAAGCAAUCAAUAUUGGGGCAAGAUUUGAAAAGUACCAUCCAAUGUACAUGCAGCCUGUGAUCUUCGAGGAACUUAAACACUUCAUCUUCAGAUUUGCGGAAUAACAUCAGGUUGAAAAAUUGGCCAUACGGUUUCACAUCAUCAAUGAUAACACCUCUCUUUUGUAAGAACUCACUAAAAAGAAUCGAUUCUUCAUAUUUAUAUUAAUUGAAUUGUGUUCUUUAAGUACUAUUCAUUAAAUUCACUUUAACUCAAACAAUUGUUACAUCCAUUUUCCCAAGUAUUCAAAAGAUGUUUUAUAAACACUUUGAAAUUUGUUACAUAUGCCCUGCUCUUCUUCAUUUCAACCAUUGAUUUGAAGAACAAAUAGUUUCACCUUCAGGGACAAAAAUGUGUCUUCAAUUUUGUUUUUCAGCAAUCACUGUAUUGAUUCUGAGAUUUUCAAAAUUCCCAGUACUGAGUUAUAUUCUUAUUCUACAGAUACCAAGUUGACUUGAAAUACAGACAUUAAAGAGUGUGUCAACCAAAAAUAUACUUCUGACAAUGUAUUUUCAAUAAAUUCUUCAGUGUGAAGGGCGGCUGGUAUUGGGAUAUCCAUAUGGUUUGAGAGCAUCAAAUUAAUUUAUAAAUCUCUCUCUACUGCUAGGAACAAACUCAGCCUCCAUGUUUUGCUGUGAUUAAGUAAGUUUGAUAAUUAACUUCAAGGAAAUCCCAAAAACUCUUUCAGAGCAUCAGUUCUCAACGUACAACUAGAAAGGAAAAAAAUAUUUUCAAUACAAUCGACUCCACAUCUGUUCUCUUUAAGUCAACGCCAUGUCAAAGGCUAAUACACUGUUAUGAGUAACAUGAGCUAGGCAACCAAUUUCAAUAAAAUUAUCAUUCUCAAAAGUUUUCUUUAAAAACUUGUGCAUUAUUGUCUAUUAAGAUAACAUACUUUGAAGACAAUCAUGCUUUUCAAGAGUCUGUAAUAAACAGUUAUUGUUUCUGACUUUUCAUUUUGGCAGGUUACAUGGAUCAAGAACUUUUGCUUCAAUUCUUUGACAAGUCCAAUUAUAAAAGAUAACUAAAAUAGGGAAUAGUUUUUCGGACCCAUGAUUGCUUUCAACAGUAGCUAUUGAAAUGAUCCUUAUCUUUUGCAAUGACUCACUUAUUUUGGAGCUAUCACAUAACUUAUAAUAGCUUCUGUCUUGUGUGUGGAGCUUUCACAUAAUUUUAUAAUAGCUUCGAUCUUGUCUGUGGAGCUAUCACAUAAUUUAUAAAAAGCUUCUGUAUUGCAUAUGAAGUGUGGAGCUUUCAGAUAAUUUAUAAUAGCUUCUGUCUUGGUUUCAAGUUUGUGACAGUUUCUGAAUCAUCCAAUAUUACUCGUUGGUGAUGUUUAAUGGUAUGAAAUGCCAGAGUUCCCACUGCGGCAUUUGCUUUCUUAAGAGUGUAUGAAGAAAGUUAUGUGUGGAAAAAAUGUUUUACUUAAGACUUAAGGUAAUGAAUCUGAAACUCAAAUCAUCUCUUUAUGCUUCUCAGAAUCAAUGUGACGUUGUAAUGCAGCGGAACCUAUUAUUGUUAUAUAAGCGACCCAAUUUUUAUUUACCAAAAAAUUAAAUAAAACGAACAGCACAAAAGCAAGGGAAAUUAUUUAAUGAAUGAAGUCCUCUCGUAAACACUGCACCAACCACUCGAAUUAAAAAAGUAAAAGUGGGAAAUACUCUGUUAUUCUACUGCGACACUCAUGCAUGUGAAUCAUUCAAAGUCACAGUUCCUUUUUGUUGACUAACUGCAUGAACAAAAUGGAUCGUUAUUUUUAAAUCCUUUAUGUUAAAUUCACUUUUGUGUGCUUAGGGCAAAAUCUUCGGACGGCUUAUUUACCCACUUCCUGUCAACCUAUCAAGCUGAAACGUGGCACAUUGCCUCAUUGCUGAUGACAUCAUAUUCUAUCAAAAUUUCAUUCCUACCCCCAACCCCCACAUAAAAAUCCUGUUUUUAAAGGGGAAGGUGAAGGAAAUAUGAUAGCAGUAAUUUCAAGAAAUUAAAUUCCCAAAAACUGCCUGAAUGAGAGUCUUUAAAAGAAAAUAUCACCAAUGUGUAUGGUGCGUAAUACUUUAUUUUGUUUCUCUGAAAUAGUUGGUGAAAUAAAACUUGGUGUAAAACAGGGUGGGACAUAAGAAUAUUAUAAAUUAUAAAAUUAUUUUUUAAAGCACAUAAAAAAAGAAUUUAUAUGAAAAACUUUGUUUUAUAUUUUAAGGGUUGUUUAAUUAACAGUCAAUUAGUUAGUGAGUUAUUGGUGUACAGCAGUUAAGAAGAUAAUUUUACGUGUAGUCUUAGAUUGAUAGGUGAUUUUUUUAAAAAAGAAUUACAUUUUUAUGUUAAAGGAGGACAUUUUUAACCAUCUGGCAACCCUAGACAUAGGCCUUUCAAUAAAUUAUGUAUUAUUUUUACUUCGAUUUUGCUGGCAGGUUUUCUCCUCUUUAAGUCUACUAUAAUUACUAUGAGCAUAACUAAGUCUAUUGUGGUCUUGUCUUUUGUAUCUUAUUGGAAUUGUAGUGGCAUUUCCCUGCAUUGGCUCUCUCCAAAAACAUCCAGUACCUUAAAUUUAAUCCGUUAACCAAUAAAAUUUCGGAUUUCUAAUACAGAUAAUGUUGCUUUCGUACUUUAGAGUUGCCUACAUGUGUCAGAAAUGAGAUCUUGUCUGCUUGAUAAUAUUGAUGGGUGGUUUCAUCAUCAACGUACACAUUGCUAUUUGAUAGCGUAAAUCUACAGAUUUCAGACUAGCAACUGUCUUCAAAAUAAUCAUUUGAUAGUUAUAUUUACAAAAAAGUAGGUGUGAAAUUAAACAAUCGAGAUUAAAGUAAUAAAGUUUAAGUUACUCAUUACUCAAUUCGACUUCUUAGUAAUCUUAUUCUUAGAUUCUUAGCCUUCUAGCUGGUGACCAGACUCAGACUAUACUUGUGAGCAGUGUUUCUUUUAGGAAUUUCCCGGGGGGCAAUGUUUGCAGUAGAUUUAUUGUUGGACAUAUUUUUGCUGGGGGUGGGGGGGCCUGUGUGUGUGUCACAGUGUGUGUUGUUAACUUAACUAGUCUUAACUGAGUGCACUCAUGAGGCUGACAGUCUCUUGUGCAGGCUACCCUUUGACUCAGUCAGUCACAGUGUCGCUAAAUUUGUAACUUAUGCUAGUCAAGGAGCAUAGUCUACUAUAUUUAAUAAAUACAUCAUAUAAUAAUAAUAUAGACUAUAGAAAGUGAAUGUUUGUGGCUGUGUUGGUGGAUUUAUUAUAAAUUAUAUGUUUUUACAUAGAUUUGAUGGAUCUUGACCGAACUUGGCACAUAUGAAUAUGUCCAUAAUUAUGAACUUUUUAUAACAUUACAUUUGGGGCAAUGUGUCUAAAAUGUUUGUUUUUUUUCGUAUAUAAAUAUAAUAAAUAUAUAUAAAUAAAAUUAAAAACAAAUACUCCUACACUAUAGGAUGGAAUAUAGAUGGAUCUUGAUCAAACUUGGCACACAUACACUUGAUUAUCCAUAUUCAUAUACCGAAGGGUACCUAACUCAUAAUAUCAAUCAGAGGCCCCAUUUCAUUUUUCCAGCUGAUUUUGUCAAUUUUGAGUUAGCGGUAAGGUCGACGAUGUGUUCCACAGUAUAUAGGUCGCAGAGGUUCCCCAAGGUCCAUUUCUGUCUACUAAAAAGAUUUCGCUGUUUGUAUUUACAUAAUGCAAUUGUUUUCUUAUUUUAUAUUUUUUGUUAAAUUGGGGAGGUUUUCCCCCUGCCCAGGGAAUUUCUAUGUUUCUUGUUUUGGUAUUUAAAGCGAGGGGCAGGUUUGAGGAGGGGUCUCCUCUCCACAGAAGAUCAUUCCAAAUGCAAUUUAAGCAGUAGUCUCCCUUUUGUUACCUAAGUUUCAACAAACAGGUAUUUUGAUUUUAACUAAUCGAAAGUAAUUUUUAUACAUGUUUUGAUGGAGGAUAUUAAAUUUAAUCGAGAAUGUUCCAGAAGGUUCUAUUUUGUUCUACGGGGAUAGAUAAUGGGAUCUAAAAGCUUAUUUGAACAAAAUCGCACUGAGCAUGAUCCCAUAGAGAAACAGGAUCCUAAUGGGGAACGAGAUCCAACAGUAAACUGGAACCCAUCGGUUAAGCCAUCCCAUCGAGUAACAGGAUCACACCAGGAAACAAGACUGCACAGGGAUUGGGGUCUUAAUGCAAUCCCGAGCCAUGUCGGGUAUAUUGGCUUGUAAAUUAUAAAAAUAUGAAUAUGGUAAAGUAAAAUCAUACCAUUCAUAAGUAAUACAAAUAUAAUAAUAAUAAUACAAAAGACCAAAAAAAAGGAUUCUGUGGGCCCGUUUUUUUAAAGUGAGAGUUGCACCAUGCUGUUAGCAGAGCAUAAAAUCUUUUAAACAAUUAACCAUCGUGCUUCCAAAAAAUAAAUGAUUCCUCCAUAAUCAACAUUUAUAAAUUUAAGGAAUUCCUUGGAUGGAUGAUGAUUCAAUCCGUUGGUGCUUAUGAAAUUUACGGCAUUGAUGACAUUCUGCAUGACGUUAUCCAUUUUUAAAGAUUUUGAGCAAACAUUUUCUUAGUGUACUAAGCAGUGAUAAUUGCAUCAUCUUCUAUGAAUGUUUAAGUCCAUCUCUUUUACCUAUCAUCUUCGGGCACCAUCAAUGUUCACAAUACAGUGGCGUAGCAAGGGGGGUGCAGACUGCACCGGGUAACACCAUUUUAGGGGUGACACCCAAUUGAAAAAUUGCAUAUUUACAGAGCAAACACACUGCUCUGUCUAGGCGAGAUUUAUAAAAGGAUAACGGAUCACACAUACAUUUUUCACAAAUUCGUGCUUUAUUAAAAGGUCAAGGUUGAUGCGCCAGAAAUGAGAGGACCUUAUUUUUAGGUCAGAAAACACAGUCAUUAUUCCACGCCGAUUAAAGUGUUCGGUAACUUCCGUAAGUGACAGGAUGCUAUAUUUAUCUAAAUUGUGAGAAAUAAGGUUUCCUUUCUGUGUUGUAUUUUGGACAGUCCUGUGACUGUUGUUUUCAAACUGUUAUCAGUAAUUAUUUUGUUUGUUGUCUUGAACAUGACAAAAUUAAAGCAUUUUUAUUGUUUAAGAUUAUUAUAUCAUGCCACACGCCGUGCACAAAUCUAAACGACCAAGUGGCUGUCAGCAGUGAAAAGCAAAAAAAGAAAAUACACAACUCACUAAAAAUCACUACCAGAAUACAUGCUUCCAGAUCAAGAAACCAAAUGAUGACCAGGGUCAGGGUUCAUCAAAAGACUUUCCUCAGCCUACCACUGAUACUGAUACUGAUUCUCCCGAUACCAGCAGCAUGCAUUCUUUUCAGCAAAUAGUGGAGAAAAUGGAAGAGAUUAAUGUGAAAACACAAGUAAAAAAAAUAGAUGGUUUGGAAACAGAAAUGUUUGCUGAUAAUGUUGAUUCAAACCAAGUUACUGUAAGUGUAAUGGUUAUUGAAAAAAAUUGGCACAUUUCAUCAGAUGCUUCUCUCUGGAAUGUACCAGUUCCAGAUCAUUUUCGGUCUGAAAUUAUUAAAAUAUGGAGUACCUCAUUUUAGAACAAGAACAGACUAUUCAGCGUAGUGACAAGGCAAAAUGCGAAAUCUAAAGGAGGUGUGCGCCAACUAACAAAACAAUCUACGGGAUGAUGCAAAAUAGCGAGAAAAUACUGUGGUCGUGGAUGGUUUGUUCACUCAUCAGACAGAAAUAGUAUUGUUUUUGCUGCAGAUUGUUUGCUGUUAAUGUUACAGAAACAACAUAUAAAUUUGUUACUGGCUUUGAUAAGUGGUGGAAAAUGAGGUCAAAAUUAGAAAAUAAUGAGGCAUCGGAAGAGCACCUAUAUUGCCUUGAAAAGCAAAAGGCAUUGGCAGCAGGAUUUAGGAUACACAAAACAAUUGAUGCCGAAAUUAUUGCUAUGAUGGACAGUGAGAAGAAAAAGUGGAGGGCUAUCCUGCACAGAUUGCUGCAUAUCACAUUGUUUCUUGCAAAGAAAAUCUGGCACAACAAAGAUGAAUCUUCACUGAAACUUUCUUGAAAUGGUUGAGAUGCUAUCUAAAUAUGGCCCAGUGCUAAAACAGCACCAAAUGAUACUAAAGAGAAAUACAUCUACAGAAAAAGCAUCCGCAUCUUACCUUGCACCAAAAACCCAAAAUGAAUUUAUAAAUGUCCUUGCAAAUCAUGUGAAGGAGAUCCUUAUCAUGGAUAUAAACUAAUAAAGGCUGUGAGAAAUAUUUAUGAUCCACCAAGGACAGUUUAGGCUUUCUGAUGAGGCUCUGCUAUCAAUUGAAAGUGAUGCGGUGAAGGACGUUGAUUUUGAUCCAAAGACAAGGAAAGGAACUUUUUUUUUAAAAGUAAACUUAAUGUAAAAAUUAAUAUAACUUAACGUUAAAGUUGUUAAAUACAUUCACCUCAUGACCUUCGAUGUAUGCGUUUUUGUCCUUGUCAAUGUUUUAAUGCUACUUAUUUUAACAAAAAGAAAUCCAUCAUGGAAGUUGUGUGUGUAGGGGGGGGGGGUGACACCAAGAGUUUACCCAACCGGGGGACACCAACCAUUUGUCCUUGUCAAUGUUUUAAUGCUACUUAUUUUAACAAAAAGAAAUCCAUCAUGGAAGUUGUGUGUGUAGGGGGGGGGGGGGUGACACCAAGAGUUUACCACACCGGGUGACACCAACCCUAGCUACGCCACUGUCACAGUAUACAAAGAAAAACGCUUUAAUUUAUGUUAGUACAUAAAAUGUCUUACAGUAUAAAACUUAGGAGUUAUAAAAAGUGUUUUUAACAAGUGUUUCUUACCAGGUAAGACAGUGUGGCACCUGCAAAGGAUAAUUGCAUUUUUAUUCAAAAUCUCAAAAAGUUUAAGUUGAUAUGAAUUUUUUGUUAGGCCGCACUCAGAAUCAUCUUGGCCCCGGAGUUGGACACCACUGCUUUAAAAGGAACCUUGUUUUAUUAAAAAAUUGAAUAAUGAAAUCUCCAUUUUCUAAGAAAUAAAAGCAGCAAACCAGGCACAGAUGAGAAGUGAAUUGUUAGUAGCAUUGCUUAAAUCAAAUAAUAUGUUGUUGGGACUCUCAAGUUUAAGAUAAUUUCUUUUUAAACAAGAACACAUAGUUGGUACCGGUAUCUAAUUUUAUUUCAUUAAAUUUUCCUGCUAAAUAAUUAUUUCUCUUAAAAUAUAUCUGCUAAGUUGCAUGUUAUAAAGACAAUGAAAUUCAUUAUUUUAAAUAAACACCCCAUUAAAACUCUCCAAAAUCAAUGAAAUAAAUUAGCCUGUUUAAUAUUUUGUACAUUUUUUUCCUGGAAGAAAUAGAAUUUGUAAAACCCUGAAUCCCCUACCCGAAAAGGGAGAAUAGACUCAAGAUGGUGUAAGAAUUUAGUGAGACCAGGGAAAGUGUUGCAUGUGGGGAGCAAAUUCAGUUAAGAUUGUCACCAGACAACCUGGUUUGUUGUUUUUGUUUUAAUCUGUAAGAACAAAACUUCAAUUGUUUUCUUUUUUAGUUAUUAUUUAUAGUACACAAACACAAAUAACCGUCUUUUAUUAAUUGCCUUAGGACUAAAAUUGUAAUUAAAAAAACAUCCUUCCUGCAAUGCAUGGGAAAUCCACAAUCAAGAUGACUUUAUAUCUUGGGAUUUUUUAGUUUUGUUGUGUUAUUGGAAGGGAAUUUCUAAUUAAAUAGUUUUUCUUUCUUUCUAUGAAGCUUUCUCUCACAAUGUCUGAAGUUCAGGCAGCUCAAGUAGCGUCUAUAGACCUAAAUAAAGGAGAAACUGCUAAUGAGGACCUUGUAGAUCCAUGGAAUGUUCAGUCAUCUUCUGCCACUGGAGUAGAUUAUGACAAAUUAAUAGGUAAUAGCUCUAUUUUAUUUAUACUUCAUUACAAUUUGUGUAUACCAGUACUUUUUUUUAAUCAAGCACAGAACCUAUUGUUUAAAAUCACAAAAAAUUCAAUUUUAACCUAUUUUUGGUUAUCUAUUGUUGAUUUCAACAGUGAGGUUUGGCAGUACACCAAUAGAUGAUGAACUCAUUCAAAGAAUUGAAAGAGUUACAGGGAAACCGGCGCAUCCUUUCCUGAAGCGUGGUAUAUUUUUCUCUCACAGGCAAGUCAUUUUAUGAUUUAAAACGUGCUGCAUAAGUGCGAUACAAUCUUGUUUUGAAGCAAAAUUCAAUAAUGAGUUAGAAGAUUUUAAGACAAAAAAAAGGUUUGAAAAAUUAGUUUAAUGUUGCAAUGUGACAAUAAUUUUAGAACAUCUGUUAGUUAUUUAAAGGUUUUAUUGACAUAUUAGUUGUUGGUAAGCAGAAUUCAGUUAUCUCUUGGUAUCUUUUCUGUUAAUCAUUUCCACUAUAUAAUAGUUAUCAAAAUAAUUGUUAACAUCAACAAUGCUUUAAAACCAGUAAUCUCACUGAUACCGGAUACUGCAAUCGUAUUUUAUUUCAAUGUGUUUCUUUUUUUUUUUUUUAAUGUACAGGGAAAUGCACAAAAUUCUUGACCUACAUGAGCAAAAGAAACCAUUUUAUCUUUACACAGGCCGGGGACCAUCUUCAGAAGCCAUGCACAUGGGGCACUUGAUCCCUUUUGUCUUUACAAAGUAGGAUUUUAUCAUAAAAAAAUAAGAGUUUGCACUGAGAGGAAAGAAAACUAACCUUAAAAUUUUUUCUCUAAUGACUUAAAAUUGAAAGUUAAAUAUUUCUUAAAGUUGAUCUUGCUUUUGUUUAAGAUGGUUAGUGUGCACUUUUUUCUAAUACUUUUGAUAUUUUGUCAUCACAUUCACAUCAUCCGUUAAAGUGUCAGAGCAAACCAUAUACAUCUAGUUGACAAUUAAAUACCGGUAAUAUAUAUGAGUUGUUACUGUAUGUCUUUUUGUUUUCUCUAGCCACAUUUAUGUGAUAAGUUUCAUUGUAUCCACCAGGUGGCUUCAGGAAACAUUUGAUGUACCACUUGUCAUACAGAUGACUGAUGAUGAGAAGUAUCUUUGGAAAGAUAUCUCUAUGGAAGAAGUAAAACGUGUUGCCCUGGAAAAUGUUAAAGACAUAAUAUCACUUGGCUUCGAUGUUGAAAAGACUUUUAUCUUUUGUGACUUAAAUUAUAUAGGGUACAUUUUUCAAAAAUUCUUUAAAAUGUUUGUGGGACGAAAGAUUUAAUGUUAUGUAUUUAAUUUAAGAUUUUAAUAUUACUCUUAGACAGCAGUCAUGUCACAAUCCACUUACACACAUUUUAGUCUACUUAUGUUUUAUCACAGUCCAACACACUUGCCAGUAUUUAAGCCUUUUAAAAAUAACUCAUUCUGUAUUUAUUAGUAUUGGCUUAAUAAAUUUUUUUAUGUUACAUUUAUUUGCCUCUCAAUAUUUGCAGACAGUGUCCAGGGUUCUAUCAAGUGAUAGUUCAAAUCCAGAAGCAUGUAACAUUCAAUCAGGUCAAGGGCAUAUUUGGUUUUGGUGACAGUGACUGCAUUGGAAAGAUAUCAUUUCCUGCCAUACAAGCGGCACCCAGCUUUAGCAUUGCCUUUCCUCAAAUAUUUAAUGGCAGAAGGAAUAUACCCUGCCUUAUACCAUGUGCGAUAGACCAGGUACAAAUAUUUCAACCUGUUGUACUAAAUCAUGAGUGAACUUUAUUUUUUCUUUUACUAACAAACAGAAGACAUUAAAGCCAUUGUCUGAAAUUUUACAAGAUUAAUAAUUAAUAUUCAAGCCAUACAAUUUAAAGUAUUUGUAAUGUUUGUUUGGGGAAAGAUUUGUCAAGGAAGAUAUAUGUAAUAAUAGAAUCUUAAUCUGGAUUUUUUUUUAGUUAAUUUAAAAAAACAUUUCUCAUUCAUCUUUUUUUUUUUUUUUUUUAAACAGGAUCCAUAUUUUAGAAUGACAAGAGAUGUAGCCCCCAGGAUAAAUCUACCAAAACCAGCUUUGUUACAUUCUAUAUUUUUCCCCGCCUUGCAAGGUGCAACAUCAAAAAUGUCAGCUAGUGAUCAAAAUUCAUGUAUUUUACUCACAGACACACCCAAUCAAAUUAAAAACAAGGUGAGAAGUCAAAGAAUAAUUAAUACAAAAUAUUAAUAAUAAAUAGUUCAAAUUUACAAAUAUUAACUUCACAAAUAGCACUAGCAAUGCUUUCAAAUAUGCUACUAAUUUUACACAUAUAGAUCCUUACAGAAUUGGACAGUGUUAAUUACAGCGCACAUUCUUAUAUUUUUUUUAAUGUACUUACCUUUGCCCCAUGAGCAGUGCAGCAGCAAUGCUGAGGUGGCUGUAUUGUUGAGCAAACCUUUAGAGUAAUAUUGCAAUCUUGUCAACAUAAGUUUUAGAAUCCUAUCUCCCUAUCCUAUCCACAGUCAAUUGUCAGUUUAAUUAUUAAAAAUACAAUAUCCUUUAUUCAAAGCAAAACAGUAGUUACAAAAGGUUCAAUAAUACCUUAUAUAAUUAAUAAAUAUUCUAUCUGGUUCUUUUUCUCCCCUUUUUAUUCAUGACUUUUGCCCAGUAAUCAAAGCAUGGGACAAUUCAUUCUUACUCCAGUGCAGUAUCAUAUCAUAACAAAUGGCUGAUGGUUGUAGUAAAUACAUUUCUGAGCCACUUCCAGCGGCUGCAAGAAGCUAAAGGGUUAAUCUGGGGUGCUACCUGACCAAUACUAUAGACUGACAGUAAUGCUCAACUCAAGGGUUGUAGAUCAGACUAAGAACUUGUAUCAACAGAAGUACUCUACAGUGUUCCUUAGCUAUCAGUAGUAAUUUAUAGUAUGUGGCUCUCCCUAACCUCUUAGUAGAAUAUUUGUGCACUCUCACUUCAAUUUUUCUAUAAUUACAAGACUGACUAAUAAAGCCGGGCAUAACUCAUAUGGUAGUUUUGGCUGAGUGCUUAAGUACCUAACCCAACCUUAACAAUCAUCAUCUGACUGCUCUUAUCUUAAUUAUUUAUUUUCCCAACAGAUCAAUAAGUAUGCAUUUUCUGGAGGUCAAGCUACAGUUGAAGAGCAUAAGGAAAAGGGGGGUAACUGUGACAUAGAUGUUUCUUUCCAGUACUUGAAAUUUUUCUUGGAGGAUGAUCAGAAACUUGAGAAAAUCAGACAAGUGAGUGGACUGUUGAAUAAAAGAAAUAAAUUCAGUAGUGUAGAUGUCUUUAGAAAAUCUAGCAUCAUGGCAACAGACCUAUUCUUACAAUUUUGGCGUACAAUGUAUGAUUUGUCACUCUCCAUACACCGCUAAUCAUCAGAUCAUCUCCAUCCGCCAAUACCUCACAGUUAGUGCAACAAAAACCCUAGUCUGUGCUCUAGUUCUCUCUUGUCUUGACUAUUGUAACUCUCUUCUAUCAGAUUCACCAAAACACUUCUUAGAAAAAUUACAGAAGGUUCAAAACUCAGCUGCUAGGCUAAUUCUUAAGGCAAAAAAACGUGAUCACGUCACACCACUACUUCAUUCACUUCAUUGGCUUCCUGUACAAGCACGGAUUGACUACAAACUCUCUGUUCUCUGCUACAACUUUUUCUCGAAUUCCUCCGCUUCCUAUCGAGACGAACUUCUCUCUGUCUAUUCGCCCCUUCGACAGCUUCGCUCCUCCACAGACGCGCUUAUUCUUUCUGUCCCCAAGACUCGCACAAAAAUAUACGGUGAGCGAUCAUUCUCUUUCUGUGCCCCAAAACAAUGGAAUUCUCUUCCAUUACACAUCCGCUGUAUACCGACCAUCACAGCCUUCAAAACUGCACUCAAAACACUUAUUUUUAAACUCUACUAUCCUGACUGAUUCCCACCUCUGACAAAAAAAACAUGCUGUUGGGUGUCAUCCAUGGCUUGACAUGUUAAUAGUUUUAAAUAUACAUUUGUUUUGUUUUAUUUAAUUAAUGUAUGUUAAUUAAUUUUUUAAGUUUUUUAUUAUGUUUGUUAAAUUGUAUGUACAGCGUGGUGAGCCCAGCCCUAGGCUGGGGUAACACGCUAUAUAAAACCACUUAUAAUAAUAAUGAUGUUGAGAAGUCUUUUAUGAUUGUACACCUAGACCUGUCAGAACUAAAUUUUUAGAGACCAGGUUUAAAAUAUAAAUAAUCUGGAAGUUUUUCCAAUUUAAAAAAAUUAAAAAGUACAUUUUCAGUUGUUUGUUUUAGCUCCUUUCUGCAUCCAGCGGUGAAUGUAUUAAAAAAUAUGAAUUAGUUGGGGACCAUCUAUAAUUACUUUACGUUUGUCCUGAGAGGGAGUGAUUUACGAGAUUUUGUGUACCAUGUUUUUCGCAAUGAUUGUCAUAUUGUUGCUUUGUGUUCUCGUAGUGAACUGGCUAGACACUGCAAUAGUAAUAUUAGUGUAGUCGCCCUAGUGACAAUUUUAGCCAAUCCUAACUUUUUUUACCUUCAGGGCUGUUUGACGUAAUUUUGUGACAUUAUUUCUUCUCAUCUGUUCCGGAGAGCAACAUUAGAUUUCAAACUAUUUUAUAAGAUCUGAGUCUUUGAAAUCUAUUUAUAAAACACACAAAAUAGCUGUACGAUUUUUGGUACCAACUGUUUGGUUCCAACAUUCCUCUUCCAUUCAGCCAUUUGUAGCUUCUGGUAGUUAUCAUUAUUAGAUUAUAUAACAGGAAAAAGGCUUAGUUGAUAUUAAUUCUUUCUUUUUUUUAAACCAGAUUUUUCCUAAACAAAUUAAUCUCAAGUAACUUGGUGAGGUUUGUAAAUGACGUCCUCAUUGGAAAAUUAAUUCUCAUCUCAAUAAAUGUUAUUUUAAGCUGAAGUAACUUCAAAUUCAAACCAUGUUAAAUUUCACCAGUAACUUUAUUUUUACCAGUGAUAGACUGUGAUAAUAUAAUCUACACAAACAUGUCCACCCUAAUAUUAAUUGGUAUCUAUAGCAGAUAUACUUACAUCUGCAAAACAAAGCGACUGCAGAUUGCAAUAUAAACAUCAGUUAUCUACUUUUGGAAGUUACCUCUUUUGAUGACUACUUAACUCGAUCUCACUCAACAUGUGAUGCGAGUGGUUACUGUAAACAUAUAUUAUGAUAUAUACUGUAUUUUUAUUUAUUUACUAUUAAGAUACUGUAUUGUCUGUAUUUAGAGGAUACUGUACAAUUUUAGGAGUUUGAGGGUAAUCAGGCCUGUGACAAACUGAACACUUUUUCUAAAAUUCUCAAAACUUUAAGAAGAGCAAUAUUAUAUGUCAUGAUUCUUGUGAUUUAAUUGUGGAUUUUAUAGUAAUCAGUACAUUAAUAGUUUUGUCUUGACUUGUUAGGAAUACACAAGUGGAGAACUGCUGACUGGCCACUUGAAGAAAGAACUUAUUGGUGUGCUCCAGCAGAUAGUAGGAAGUAUACAAGAGAAAAGAAAAGCUAUUACAGAUGAGGUUGCACAAGAGUUUAUGACCCCACGGAAACUGAAGUUUGAUUAUUAAACACAGCAAUGUUGUUAAGGAAAGACUAAAAAUUCAUUAGAUAAGUCUUGUCAUGUAAAUGUAUAUAUAUUUAAGGCAAGGGGCAUUUCUACCAUGCAUUUUCAUUGACUUGCAAUAUCUAUUUAUUUAUGUUAUUACAUUACAAUUUUUCUGAUCCAAAAUUGUUUUUGUGCAGAAAGUUAAAAAAAAUUGUUGACACAUUCAAAAAAUACAAAAAAACUAAUUCUUUUAAUUUAAAUAUAUUCCUUUUUUUUUGGAUCUGUUAUGAUUUUAUUUUUUAAAGAACUAAAUGUAAAAUUUAGUAAAUUAUGAGUGUAGAGAUUUAAGUUGCUUUGUACUUGGAGCUAAAAAAAAUUAUCAAAAUCUGAUAUUGGUACCAAAAUAAAGAAAAAGUAUGCAGAAAAGAAUGCAAUUUUUUUUUUUUUCUUUUUCUCAAAUGUUACAUAAUUUUAAAAAGAAUUUAACUCAAUUAUCAAAAUUUCAUCAUUAUAUAAUGACCACACUUUAUAUAUCAUCCCUGAUAUUCUGUUAUAACUCUGCAAGUUUAUUUUUGUUGAUACACUUGACUAUACACCUAGAUUGAUUAUAUAAAAGUAAGACAUUUAUGUGGCAUAAAUUUUCUGAGGCAUCAAGAAGUUGAUGUAACAGCUUUGGUUCCUUGAUUCCUUCACUUAAUAAUAUCAUCAGCACCUUACUAUUGCCUUCAACCAACAUGUUUAUCAAAUCAUACCAAUUAUAUUGGAUGGAAAUACAGUGGAACCUCUCAUAACGAGCAUAAUUCAUUCCAGAAUCUUACUCGUUAAGCGAAACACUCGUUAAGCGAAACAAUUUUUCCCAUACAAAUCAAUGUAAAAUACGAUAAUGCGUUCCAUGCUGAAAAAAUACUAAUUUUUCAAAAAAAAUUUAAUAACAUUUAUUCAAAUAAUAUUACUUAUGAAUUGUAACAACUUGGAAUACAAUUUAGAUUUGAAACAAAAAAACGUAAAUAAAAAUAUGAAUUUAUGACAAAUAAUUAAUCCUUUUUAACUAGAAAACUGUCUAAAGACAUUUGUUUUUGCAGACGCUUCAAAAUUUGACGAAAAUGUGUCACAGCAUUAUCAUUGAAUAAAUUUGUAGCACGAAUAGCCACCUCCUUAUUAGGGGUGAUGCUUCUCAAUGUACGAUGCAACAGUUUCCCAUGCUUUCAGCAUUUCUCUCAUUGCGCUAGAAGAUUGUUGCUCUGCUACUUCCUCCUCCAUUAAUGAGCUCUCCUCCAUAAUUUCUUGCUGUGAAACACGAUGCAACUCCAUAAGCUCUUCGGUGGUCAACUCUUGACUGUGCUCUUUCACAAGCUCUUCAAUAUCGUUGUUGUCCACCUCGAGUCCCAUGAUAUUGGCCAAUGACACAAUAUAGUUAAUUGUAGACUCCACAGGUACGGUUUCAAAAUCACAUUCAACAAUACUCUGGCCAAAGUAUUUCCACGUAGAAGUGAGGGAAAAAGGGACUUCCCCUUUCUGCGUAACUCGUUAAACGAAAUGUCCCUCGUUAAGAGAACAAUUUCUUCACAUUUUUUUUGCUAGUUAUGCGAAUUAAUCAUUAUGAGAGGUGCUCGUUAUGAGAGGUUCCACUGUAUAUAUAAAUAUAUGUUAAGAAUCUGCACUAUCAUUGAAUGACAUAAUUAUUAACUAUUUUUUUUAAUGAAAUAAGCUCUUAAUUUUUUAGGCAUGUUGCUGAAGUUAUAAACAGAUUAAGAAAAUCUCCAUUGCCUUCAAAACUGCACUCAAAACACAUCUGUUUAAAAUCUACUACCCUGACUGAUCCCCCCCACCCCUCUGAUCGAUAAAUGAUGCUGCUGGGUAGCCGCCAAUGGCUUGACAUGUAAAUAGUUCUUGAAGGUGUGGAGUGAAUAUAAAUUUGCUUUGAUUUUAUUUAAUUAAUGUAUGUUAAUUUUUAAGUUUCAUGAUUAUGUUGUUAAAUUGUAUAAUAAUAAUAAUAAAGUUCAUUUAAAAAACAGCGUGAGCCUUAGGCUGGGGUACCACGCUAUAUAAAACCACCGCUAAUAAAAAUAAUUAUGUCACACUUCUG
Molecule: messenger RNA, 16376 nt
Organism: Lymnaea stagnalis (great pond snail)
Lineage: Eukaryota; Metazoa; Mollusca; Gastropoda; Lymnaeidae
Source: the annotation of a GenBank genome assembly